AUGUCACACACCAGCUUGUCUUCUAGAAAGUCUUCUUUCUUUAACACUCACCAGUUGAACAACCAGCCCCAGCCCGACGUUUACUUUGUGGGUGUAGAUGUGGGUACUGGUUCCGCCAGAGCAUGUAUCAUCGAUACCAACGGUUUGAUUUUGGGUCUUUGUGAGAGAGCCAUUACUCGUCACGAAUUGAAGAGAAACCACAUUACCCAAAACUCCACGGAAAUCUGGAACGCCAUUUGCUUCUGUGUGAAGAGCGUUCUUCGUGACUCCGGUGUCGAUGGCUCCGAAGUGUUCGGAAUUGGUUUCGACGCCACUUGUUCCCUUGUGGCUGUUUCCGAGUCCAAGGAUACCCCAGUUGCUGUCGGUCCUGAUUUCACCGAUGACAAGACCAACAUCAUCUUGUGGAUGGACCACCGUGCUCCCGAUGAGACUAAUGAAAUCAAUGCCACCGGCGAUAAGGCCCUCAAGUAUGUGGGCGGUCAAAUGUCCAUCGAGAUGGAGUUGCCAAAGAUUAAGUGGUUGAAGCACAACAGACCAAACGGUUUGGACGACUUGAAGUUCUACGAUUUGGCUGAUUACUUGACCCACAAGGCUACCGGCUCUGAGGCUCGUUCAUUCAACUCUACUGUGUGUAAGCAGGGUUUCGUGCCAAUUGGCGUUGAUGGCUCCGAGACUGGUUGGUCCAAGGAGUUUUUGGAGGGCGUCCAGUUGCCAGAAUUGGCUGCGAACGACUUCCAGAAGUUGGGUGGUGUUCCUGGCAAAAACGGUACUUUCUUGAGUGCCGGUGACACUGUCGGUAAGCUUACUGCCAAGUCCGCCGAGGAAUUGGGCUUGACCACCGAGACCAUCGUGGGAAGUGGUGUCAUUGAUGCUUACGCCGGCUGGGUCGGUACAGUUGCAGCUAAGGUUGACCUUCCAACACACCCAGACUUGUCUCAGGACUCCAACGGUUCUAUGGACACCGCUUGUGGCCGUAUCGCUGCUGUUGCUGGUACAUCCACAUGCCAUGUUUCCAUGACCAAGGAGCCUUGCUUCGUUAAAGGUGUGUGGGGUCCAUACAGAGACGUUAUGGCCCCAGGCUACUGGCUUGCUGAGGGUGGACAGUCUUGUACUGGUGCUCUUUUGGCCCAUGUCUUGUCGACUCACCCAGCUCACGGUGAGUUGGUUCACUUGGCCGACGCCUCUAACUUGUCCAAGUUUGACUACUUGAACUUGGUGUUGGAGAACAUGGUUGAGGAGACCAAGUCCCGUUCCGUGGUGGCAUUGGCCAAGCACAUCUUCUUCUAUGGUGAUUUCCACGGUAACAGAUCGCCAAUUGCUGAUCCUAACAUGCGUGCCAGUAUCAUUGGACAGUCGAUGGACUCUUCUGUCAAGGAUUUGGCCGUUCAGUACUUUGGCGCCUGUGAGUUCAUUGCUCAGCAGACUAGACAGAUUAUCGAAGAGAUGGAGAAGGGCGGACACCAAAUUAAGUGCGUCUACAUGAGUGGCGGUCAGUGCCGUAAUGGUUUGUUGAUGAGAUUGCUCGCUGACUGUACAGGCUUGCCAAUCAUUAUCCCAAGAUACAUCGAUGCUGCUGUUGUCUUUGGAUCCGCCUUGUUGGGUGCUGUCGCUGCUCACGAGGCUGUCGAGGAGCACAUUCAUAGCGGCGGCCGUGCUAGAAGAAAUUCUUUGGCCAAGUCGCAGACCGACUUGAAGAACGCACAAAACAAGGACGGCAGCUCGCCAGUGGGCUCUCCUUACACCGCCCCCUCUGCAACUGCGUCUCAUACUAACUUGGGCCUGAUUGGUUACGGUGGUCACCCAAUGCAGAUGAGCACCGUGGGCGAGGAGCCACAAGAUUACUUCAACCAGGGCGCCCCACCCAAGUCGCCCAAGUCUGGCCGUGCCGCCUCACUCUCAGGCAGUGACUCUGAGGACGAGCAGACCUUGUCCUUCGGUUCGAAGCUGAACACCUCCCAGAAGGUGUCCAAGGGCUUGGCAGCUAAGGCCAAGAGCGAGUUCAGACCAUUGACAAGCUUGACUGACGCCAAAAAGAAGGAAAGUGCCCCUGCCAAGUCUACCAACCCAGGCGACCGCUUGUGGCAGACUAUGGAGAGGCUUACUGGACCAGGUAAGGUUGUGAUGCCUCACAAGGAGGACCAGCCUGACCGCCGCUUGUUGGCGUGCAAGUACAAGGUAUUCUUGGAUCAGUGCUACAAGCAGCAAGAGUACAGAAAGUUGGUGGACGAUCUUGAAGCUUCCAACUAA
This is a messenger RNA of Candidozyma duobushaemuli, 2247 nucleotides long. RefSeq names its product putative phosphotransferase. Gene Ontology annotation, molecular function: kinase activity; phosphotransferase activity, alcohol group as acceptor. The record is from RefSeq and is a predicted model, not a curated record. Bases 1 to 2247 code for a protein of 748 amino acids. NCBI's taxonomy places the organism in Eukaryota, Fungi, Ascomycota, Pichiomycetes, Serinales, Metschnikowiaceae. The transcript has a single exon. Gene Ontology annotation, biological process: carbohydrate metabolic process.